AUGGCCAACGUUUCUAAAGCUGCAAGCAAAUUUGGUGCUGGUGUGGGCUUGACUGGUGCUCCUGCAUUCAAGAGAGGCGAUAAUAUCGUUGAUUUGAUCAUUGCUGAUCACAAUGAAGCCAAGGAAUUAUACAAAAAGUACAAGGAGACUAAUGAUGUGGAUGAAAAGGUCAAGUUGAGAAACAGCUUGGUCAAGGCCUUGGUCCAGCACGACGAAUGCGAGCAAUUGCUCAUGUAUCCCUUGUUGAGAGAGAAGGUUGGUGGUGCCGUUGGUGAGGGUCAUUACUCUCGCAGUUUGUCUGAACAUCAAGAGUUGCGUGAAUUGAUGUAUCGCGUACGAUACGCAGAUAUCAAAUCCAAUCCUAAGCAAUUUGACUUUAAGCUGGACAAUGCCAUGCAUUCUGUGUUCCUCCAUGUUGAGCAAGAAGAAAAGGAGGUUUUGCCCUUGUUGACUCAACACUGCUCUGAAGAAGACCUGGAAAAGGUUGGUGCUUCCUUCAAGGCGCACAAGCCUGUUACUGUUACAAGACCUCACCCAAGUGCUCCAGCUCAAGGAUGGCCACUCGCUGUAACUUCUCUUAUAAUGAAGCCUUUGGAUAAAUUCAGAGACUAUUGGGAAGGUGUAGCUUAA
Messenger RNA from Mucor velutinosus, 630 nucleotides. RefSeq lists its product as uncharacterized. NCBI's taxonomy places the organism in Eukaryota, Fungi, Mucoromycota, Mucoromycetes, Mucorales, Mucoraceae. The record is from RefSeq and is a predicted model, not a curated record. The coding region runs from base 1 to 630 and encodes 209 amino acids. The transcript has a single exon.